Didymodactylos carnosus is the source of this 360-nucleotide messenger RNA. Lineage: Eukaryota; Metazoa; Rotifera; Eurotatoria; Philodinida; Philodinidae. The record is from the annotation of a GenBank genome assembly.
AUGCAUUUCAUUCUACUGAUCUAUUUAAUUAUCCCUCCUCAUGUUUUAACCACAGUCACCAUUGGUUGUAUUGCAAAUGGUAUGUUAACAAAUAAUACAGAUAAUUUAACAAGGUGGUUGAAUACUCAAGAUAGUGAAACAUGUUUAUGUUAUGCAUUAAUACUGAAUGGUUCAGUUGUUGCAUUAAAUGUGUUUUCUAGUGGAUCAUGUCAACUAUUUUUCAAUUAUUUAUUAUAUAAAGAAAUACAAAUUAACUUAAAUUCGACAUUAUAUUUACUACAACCAUUACCAACAGGUUUAUCUAUUAAAUCUACUGAUGGGUCGUUAGUAUUAUCGUCGUCACGACUGCUAUCCUUUUAA